AUGUGGGACUCUGUGAACACCCUGAAGCGCAUAGCAGAAGAUUAUUCAAACUUGAUAGCAGCUCACCCCCUCCAGACCCGAAACCAGUCCUCUGUAGCAUACCCAAUCUCUUUCUCCACUCCCCGCAUGCUCCCUCUACUGGGCUCCCAUUUUCAAACCCCGGCUCACAGCUCUGCAAUGGGCUACUCCAGCUUCUAUCCACGAUAUACACCAAACUUUUACACUGGGCCUACACGGGUGGGGAGCAUAAUCAAACAAGGCCUGUUGAAAAGAAAAAAACCCAGCCAGAAACCUUUUACUGGGACCAUCCAAUCUGAUGAGCUGAGUUACUCUGAAGUGCCGAAAGCCAGUGCAGAGAGAGAUAAAGACUGCCAGCACUGCACUCUCGUUGGUGAUCCAGGUCUGCGGGAGUCAGCGUCCACGCCUUCAGAUGUGGCCUGUGCAGGGUGUAGGUUUUGUGGAAGAGGAGAUGCAGCACAGCAUGAAACACAAUCCCAUCGACAAGACCACAGGGGAGAAAAACCCUACCAGUGCCAACACUGUCCCAAGAAGUUUAGUCUGAAACAUCAACUGGACACACACCACAGAGUUCACACUGGAGAGAAACCCUUUGAGUGUCGUCUCUGUGGUCAGCGCUCCCGGGACUACUCAGCCAUGAUCAAGCACCUGCGGACGCACGGCGGAGCCGCUCCCUACCAGUGCACAGUGUGCCUGGAGUUCUGCAGCAGCCUGGUCGCCAUGCAGAGACACGUCAAAAUCCAUGCAGUGCAGGACUUCCCCCCUGACUGGAGCAUCAACAGCACCUACCUGUACACUUCACACAUCUGAGCCACACCUUACAACACUCUGACCUCAGUCAACACAAAGUUCUCAUUGGCUUAGCUUCAUAUUGCGUUUUUCAUUUGAGUCACAAGCAUUUGUUUUCCUAGAAGAAAAAUUCAUCAUGAUAUCUGAAAGACCCAGAAGGUCCAACAUUUAUAAUUGUUUAGAAAGUAUCAUAAUACAUGAGAUGCACAAACUUCACAGCAAUAAAUUCUAUGCAAACUGAGACUGCAUUGCAUCCACAUUCACAACAGAGAAAUGUGGCACUAAUUUCCAAUGACAGAAAAGGUUUUACUAUUGUGUUUACCAUUUAACAUUAUGUCAUGUACGUGCAUUAAAGCCACAUUAGCUCAAUGAAUGACACAGUACUCUUCCCUUGUACCGCUUGUGUAAACUUUGUAAGUUUGACCUAGGUUUAUAGCGCCCUCAUGAGGGCAAUCACUGUAUCAACCAGUUUUUACUGUGUUUCUGUUCCCAAAUGCAUCACUAUGCCAAAAUUGAACCAAUACUUGAGAUAUUAGAUAUAUUUGCUGGAACAUAGUCUAUAUUCACUGAUACAGAUUUAAUCAGAGUCUGUCUUUAAAAAAAAAAAGUUUUAAAAAGAAUAUUCAUAUUUGCUGUGAUGCGUAACUGCUUUAAUUAAAAUUCAAAUGAAAUAUUUAUGUGACUUUGUUCAGGCCCGAUGUAAUUUUUCUUCUUAGAGAAAAAUCGAGAAUUAGGGUUCAUUGGAGUCAGGCAACCGAGUCUUGAGCCUCGGCACUGCUUGGGAAACAAAAGUCAGCCAAAUUCCACAUAUGCAAACAUUUAAAAGUUUGGGGAGACUGUGUUUAUAUGUAACAAUAAAAUCUCCUGGGAAGCUAACACUGAAGAGCUCAUUCAUUCAUUUAACUCUGAUUAAGAAUAAGUAAUAAAUAAUAUGUUUUUAAAGCAAUAUCCCAUCUAAUUAGUGACAAACCAUUGUCUUGAAUUUUCUUAUUUUUUAUUCUUCUUUAAGUGGAUUUUCUGUACCAUCACCCACUAAGUUUCCUAGGUUCAGAGACGUGGAUACUAAAAUUGGUCUCAAAAGUUGUAUUUAGCAACUGCCACACCUCUCUAAAAGCACCACACAAAUUAUAUGUCUGUGAAGUUAUCCUAGAUCUCCUCAUAUGUGUGUAUACAGUAUGUAAUCAUGCACAUUGCUUACAAGAGGGAGCAUUCAGUGAAGCUCUCGGACCUGCAUCCACUGAAAGCUAUUUGUCAAUUUGUACAGCAUUACCUAAAUGUACA
Messenger RNA from Scomber scombrus (Atlantic mackerel), 2088 nucleotides. Its product is annotated as protein glass-like. The transcript has 4 exons. The coding region runs from base 1 to 828 and encodes 275 amino acids. Gene Ontology annotation, cellular component: nucleus. The record is from RefSeq and is a predicted model, not a curated record. NCBI's taxonomy places the organism in Eukaryota, Metazoa, Chordata, Actinopteri, Scombriformes, Scombridae.